Messenger RNA from Protopolystoma xenopodis, 900 nucleotides. Lineage: Eukaryota; Metazoa; Platyhelminthes; Monogenea; Polystomatidea; Polystomatidae. The record is from the annotation of a GenBank genome assembly.
AUGUUCGAAUGGUUUUCUUCCAAUUCUUCUGGAAUAACCUCUCAUAAACCACGAUAUUUAACCUUCUUCUAUGGCAAUGAGUUCGUAUGUGGUGGGGUGGCUUCCUUUGUUAAUGUCACAUUAGUCUAUCCAUUUCAUAAAACCGUUUUUUUUCAGCAGUUAAAUGGCACUACUUGGUGGGAAUCAGCUCUUAAGUUGCAUCGUGAAGGAAUGGCUAAUGUUUAUAGAGGGUUUCUUCCAUCCCUUCUGCAGCGUUGUGCCACUGGCUCCCUAAUGUUCGGUGUACAAAGCAAGACAGAAGAUUUUUUUGUUAAAUAUUACGAAUUUAAUACUGUUUCAUACCUUUCAAAAAAAGUUAUUUCUUCCAUAGUUGCCGGCUGCUUUGAGGCCACUUUAAUGCCAUUUGAAAGAGUCCAAACCAUCUUGCAAAUGUCAAAGCAUGCAAAUUCUUACAAAAACACUUUUCAUGCAAUCUCUAGUCUUGUUAGAUUGCAUGGUUUAACAGAACUAUACAGAGGUCUUUCCCCCGUGCUUUGUCGUAAUUGCUUUGGAAACGUUUUAUAUUUCUGCGGCUGGGAUGUCCUGAAUAAUAUCCGACAAAAAACGAGCCCAAGUGAACAUAAGACUUCACCUUUAUGGAGUUUUAUUGUUGGGGGUCUACUUGGUGCAUGUAUUGGAGUUGCCUGUUUCCCAAUGAAUGUUGCAAAAGCCAAAAUGCAAUCGAAAGUUGGGGGUGGGUUUGAGCAUCUGCAUACUACAAUAUUGGAACUUGUACACGAAAAGGGAAGGGUUUCCAGAUUGUACCGAGGAGUACCUGCCAAUUUCGUUCGGUCUAUUAUCUCAUGGGGUAUCACAACUGUUACGUAUCGUACACUAUUGGAAUUACAAUAUCCGGUAUAA